Pocillopora meandrina is the source of this 4111-nucleotide messenger RNA. Lineage: Eukaryota; Metazoa; Cnidaria; Anthozoa; Scleractinia; Pocilloporidae. The record is from the annotation of a GenBank genome assembly.
AUGAAUGGAACUCAAACGUCGAGCUGCUUCAACCAUGAAGCUAAAAGAAUCGGUAUUUCCUUUUAUUACUGCCUGAUUUUUGUUGUGACACUGAUCGGAAAUAUUAUCAUUGGAAUUAUAGUCUACAGGACGAGAUCCAUGCGAAAACCAAUCAACUUUUUUAUUGUAAACAUGGCCAUGUCAGAUCUGUUGUUUCCGAUUUUCUAUUUUCCAUCCAUUGUAGCAAAGAUUAACUACGGCUACUGGUUGUUAGGUGGUCCUGUAGGACAAGCUUUAUGCAAGCUAAAUUACUUCCUUGUAGAUAUCUCUGCUUUCGUGUCGAUUCAAAGUCUGGUUCUUAUAGCAGUGGAUCGAUUUGGAGCUGUAGUUUUUCCUCUCCGUUCUCCACUGAUCAGUUCAAAGCGGUGCCGUUUCUUUAUUCUCGCCACUUGGAUCAUUGCGGUUGCUGCUAAAAUCCCGGACGCGAUGACCCACGAACUUGUUGAGUAUCAGGAAGGGCUGGCAUGUGUGCACAAGUGGAAUGAAGUAUUUGGAGAGUCACUGAGUUACCGAAACUACAUAGUGUCAAUGCUUGUAGUAUUCGGGUAUGUCCCUUUGGUUUUAAUUGCCAUACUUUACAUGACUGUUGUUAUUAAACUAAAAUCUCAGAACAUUCCGGGCGAGGGAUCGGCCAACGGAAGAGAACAACAAUCGCGCAGACAGAAAAAUGUGCUGAAGAUGUCAAUUGCCAUCGUGGUAACGUUCAUAGUAUGCUGGCUGCCCGCCACAAUCUGGUGGUUCUUUGUCCUCUAUCCACCAGACAGCACUAUGACGGCAUCUUGCGGCUUCCAAUAUUUCAGAGUUAUUGCCUUUUGUGUGGCUCAUUCUAACAGUGCUAUAAACCCUUGCAUCUCUUUUAUUUUCAGUGGAAACUAUCGCCAAGGUCUUAAAAAUCUCUCGAGGUGCUGCUUUGUAUGCACCAGAGCCAACCAAGUUGCAAAGUAUUAAGGUUCACUCGCAAGUUUGAUAAGUGAAAAAGAUUAAUAAGUCAACAGCUAAAAUAGAAUUAUCGGCAGUGGAUCAGUUGUGGCCGCAGUUCAACAUUAUAAAGUAGUGCUUAGUCUGUGCCCUAAAAAAAUGCUCACGGGUUUAUAGUCUGCAAUAUUCAUAGCUGGUUAACCAGACUCCAAUCUUGUACAAUACAUUCAGGGUUUUCAUUUGAGGCCGGAGGCCGGACGUUUCGUCCGGUCGUUUGCCAUUCCACGUCCGGUACUUUGAGAUCAAUAUUGGCGAUUUUUUUUUACUACGGCGCCAAGAAAACAUUCACGUCCGGUGCUUUCAGAAGUAUGUCCGCUACUUUACAAAACAGUUGAAAACCCUGUACAUUUAGCACGUUGAAAACUUGAGUAACAAUUAAUUAAAUAGAUCUAGUUCAAAUGAGUCUAAAGAUUAUAUAGGAUAAGUCAAAAUACCUUGAAUAGAAAAGAAAGUCUUGUUUGUUGGAAAUCAUCUUUAUAGUCUCAAAAAUAUUCUUCGAGGUGCUGUUAUAUAGCUAAUUCUAAUAAAUUGAUAAAAAUUUCUUGUCAAAUUUGCUCCACAAUUAAAUUUUUGAGAUCGCGCAAUAUUUCAUUUGUACAUAGGUUUUAGAGCAAGUUAGCUCAUUGAGCAUCAUAGAAUAUUACUUAGCGAGUAGGUUAGCUGUAUAUCCCUCGCCAAUGAUGCUUUGACCUUAAUUUCAUAAAAAAGAGUGAUUUUAACAUGUUGUUUCGACAAAAAUUUCAAAUGUCUCAGUGUGGUUUUCAAAAAUUGAGGGUUGAGUGAAAUCUGAAAAUGAAUUGUUCUUCUCUCGAAAUAUGGAGAGUCAAAUACCUUCAUUGUAAAAAGAGGUUACAAUGGACACAAAGGCACAAAAGCAAUUAAGUAGACUGUCAUUUUUGAGUAAUUUAAAUCAACCUCUAAAGAAAUUGCACUUUAGACUAAAUAGCCGCUCAAUCCACCUGAAUUAAUUAACAAUGUAUUCCGACAUGCGAGGAACACAUCUUUUCCUUCCAUUAUCUGCAACCAUUUGUUUGCGUCUAAUUACUCGCUUUCGCUACACAGAGUGGUUAUGGUUUUACUUUAGAGCAGGAUAACAGCGCUAAAUUCCCAGGCCUAUCUGUUUAUGUCUAGAAGGCUAAGAAGACGACGCGAUUAUUUUUCGUAUGAAAAGAAAGACUAAGGGAAUGAGAAUCGUUCGGUACUUGCAUUUCCAAAAUGCGUAAAAAUUUUGAUAAAUCGUUUUUGCUUCCUUCGAAAGGAAAAGCGGCCGUUUGAUACAAAUUGCAAACGCAUUAUUGUCACAGAGCAAUUAUCCUACAAGUCAGACCUGAUUGGCAACACCAAGAAGACCAUAAGAGUAAAUAUAAUUUAGCGACCAUCACUUUAUCUGAAAGGAUUUUAAAAGACGAAACGAAAAAUUGUGGAGAUGCUUGAAUAAAUAAUUUUAAUAUAUAGGUAUGAUCAAUUUUUUAUAUUGAUUUUAGUUAAACGAAAUUUCCAGAGUUAGAGAACAGCUGGGUGAAGAGAAAACAGAUCUCUCAUUUACAAGAAUAAUAGAACUUAACUGCAGCUCAUUUCAAGCAGCGCAGUUAAUCCUAAAGAUGAAAGAAUCGCGAAAACUUUUUCUUAUAAUGCGGUUUCAAGAGAUAUCACGGAAACAUAAUUUUCUCUUGCUGGUAUUUCUCGAAAUAUUUGUCAACGAGACAAAAAAUUUGAGAUUGCUAAUCAACAUUUUAAUUGUAAGCACGGUUACGUCUGAUAUGUUUUAUUCGAUUUUUCUGUUUCCUAGGUAAGACAAUAAAGAACAACAACUGGUUCUCUUCUGCUUCGCAGGGGAUUUUCAAAUAUAGAACAAACUGUCCUCAGCAUAGCGUGUAGUCUUUGACUGACGUAUGAUUGGCUGCAAUAUACAUAAAGUCUUAAACACAUCAAGAAAACGGAAUGUACUGACACAAUGAGUAAAACCAAUUACAAAAAGAGAGAGCCUGGAGAUAGAGACAAGACCGUCUCAAUUUUCAAAAUGCACCAACGGCAUAGACAUAAAAAAUUAAGAAGUCACGGGAUGUUUAAAAUUAUUAACUUCUGGGUCCGUGUCUCUUGGAUCAGAUAAUGAUCAAUUUUCUCCUACAUUUUCCAUCUUUUCAAGCGAUGAGCAUAUGGCGCAAUACGUUCCGCAAACUAGACUGAUGGACUGCCACUGAACUAAUUUCAGCUAGAACGAGAGGAAAGUUUUGAGUGUCAAUGGGUCAAUGGUUUUUAUUCAUGGCGAUUCUACAUCGACCAAUUUUGCUGAAAAUGUUAAUAAUCAGCUUUCUUUUAAACAAUGGAAGUGCAUAGAUAGCAGCCAAAAUUAGUUCACGGACAAUUACCGGCUGCGGACACUGGUUUUUCAGUGUCAAUGAUGUCGGCAAACAGGACUGCAACAAUGAAUGGAAGUCAAAGAUCGAGCUGCUUCAACCAUGAAGCUAAAAGAAUCGGUAUUUCCCUUUAUUACUGCCUGAUUUUUGUUCUGACACUGAUGGGAAACAUUUUCAUUGGAAUUAUAGUCUACAGGACGAGAUCCAUGCGAAAACCAAUCAACUUUUUUAUUGUAAACAUGGCCAUGUCAGAUCUGUUGUUUCCGAUUGUCUGUUUUCCACACAUUGUAACAGAGAUGAACUUCGGCUACUAUAUUUUAGGUGGUCCUGUAGGACAAGCUUUGUGUAAGCUUAAUUACUUCCUCGUAGAUAUCUCUGCUUUCGUGUCGAUUCAGAGUCUGGUUCUCAUAGCAGUGGAUCGAUUUGGAGCUGUAGUUUUUCCUCUCCGUUCUCCACUGAUCAGUUCAAAGCGGUGCCGUUUCUUUAUUCUCACCACUUGGAUCAUUGCGGUUGCUGCUAAUAUCCCAGACGCUUUGACCUACGAACUUGUUGAGUAUCAGGAAGGGCUGGUUUGUGUGCACAAGUGGAAUGAAGUAUUUGGAGAGUCACUGAGUUACCGAAGCUACGAAGUUUCAAUGCUUUUAGCAUUCUGGUAUGUCUCUAUGGUUUUGAUUGCCAUACUUUACAUGACUGUUGUUAUUAAACUAAAAUCUCAGAACAUUCCGGGCGAGGGAUAG